AUGAGUGACGACAAUGUUAAUCAAGAAACGCUUCCACUUCGUCCGCGCGAGGCCUCCAUCGUCGCCCAGUCGCUCCCCUCGGUAGAGCCAGAAUGCGACGCGGAUUCUCCGAGAAAGUCGCAUCUCCCUCUGGCCUCCGAUGAUGGAUCGCCCCUAGGGUCGUCGAUAACCAACCGGGCCCAUCAUUCCGGCAGCUUCACCUUCUCCAACAAUCGACCCGGUUCCGCCGGUCGUUCGGACGCUUUCAGCGAGCACGGCGGGGCCUCGCCCAACCUAUCCCAAGGACACCGCCAAUUAUGGAAACGGCGAACCGCACAUAGCGCCUCCCCAGACCGUCCCAUCAGCCGCACCGCGGCUGAGAAUCGCAUCGGAAAGGCCCCCCUUGGCGACAGCGACGCCCGUCUUUCGCGAUCUUCCCUCCCCCGGUUCCCCGCAGACCCCGCCGGCGACGACGCCGGUCCCUCCCACCUCCCACCCCCGAUGAUGCGCGCCAGCCCCGUGUCCAACAACGAGGAGGCCGCCUCGCCGCAAUUACAUGCCGGUCCGUCGGCGUCCGCGUCCGCGUCGCCCGCGCGGCGGUCUCGACAGUCCCGAGAGAAUUUGAGCUAUGGUCAGGAAUCCGCGCAAGGCCUGAGCAAUGAGCAGAAACCCGCUGGAGGAGUCUCUGCGGUAGCCGGAGGUACAGCAUCACACGGGAUUUUCCUUCAGCCAGAAACUCAUCCUAUAACAGAAGAGCAAUUGAUCAAUGAGGUCCGCGGCAUCUAUGCGGGGUUGGUGAUGGUGGAGAAGAAAUGCAUCGAGAUCGAUAAAGCCCAGUCCGAGUCCCGCGCGCCCCUCGACAACCAGAAGUGGCAGGCCCUGAUCGCCCUCCACCGCACCCUCCUCCAAGAACAUCACGACUUCUUCAUGGCCUCGCAACAUCCCACCGCCAGCCCCGUGCUCAGACGUCUGUCGGAGAAGUACGCCAUGCCCGCCCGCAUGUGGCGCUACGGCAUCCACUCGUUUCUGGAGCUCCUCCGACAUCGACUGCCCGAGUCCCUCGAGCAUAUGCUGACUUUUAUCUACCUGGCGUAUUCGAUGAUGACGCUGCUGUUAGAGACCGUCCCGACCUUCCAGGACACGUGGCUCGAGUGUCUGGGCGACCUAUCGAGGUACCGCAUGGCCGUCGAAGAAUCCGACCUGAAGGAACGAGAAAUAUGGGCCGGGGUCGCAAGGUAUUGGUAUAAUAAAGCGGCAGAUAGGAACCCGGAUGUUGGCCGGAUCCAGCACCACCUGGCCGUCCUCUCCCGCCCGUACAUUCUGCUACAACUGUUCUACUACACCAAGUCCCUAGUUACUGUGCGAUCGUUUGCCGGAACACGCGAGAGCAUUCUCCUCCUAUUCAAUCCAAUUCUGCAGAGUCCCAACCCGAGUAACAGCAGUCAUCCUCCAUUAAUAACGGCGUUCGUCGCCGCUCACGGCGCUCUCUUCAAACGAGACGUUUCACCUCAGUUUUUCUCGUCCGUCAACGAAUUCUUACCCCCUCUAGACAAGUUCAUCACGCGCAUUGGUCCUGCGUUCCGAAUGCAGGGGGCGCAUAUCGCCUCAUGCAAUUUUGCCGCCAUGCUGGAAUACGGCCAUCCUGACGCGCUGUUGUUGGGUGAAUUCCAGCAAGGAACCACGCAAUCACAAAGAUCCUUACAAGAUAGAUAUACCGCUGCCGCAGAGACGUGGACUCCUACCAGCGACCCGGAGAAGGUCGUUUCGGAUUUUAUCGCUCUGGGUGAGCCGCAAAACUCAUCGCGCUUUGUCUACUACGCAUCUUUUCUCGCUUUUGAAACUAUGUCAGUCUUCCUCGACCAAAUCGGGGACCAACAUAUCUUCCCGGCCCUUCACGUCUCUCUAUCCUUUAUUUGGUGCUUAUCAGGGACACCCACGGGAAUGAAGUACGCCGAGGCCGUCGUACCCUGGCGCAAACUAGUUAUCUGUUUGAAUACCAUGAUUCGCCCCUGGGUGGACACGAUUUUUGUCGAACGAACCGAAUACCCGCACUUUCAGGACUGCCAAUGGACUCCGGAGGACAACUGUAUUCGUGGCCAAAUAUGGAGCCAGACGUACUAUCCGCCGCAUUAUUUUGACAACGCUCCGUCGGAAGAUGACGGGCGCAAUAUUGAACGGCCGUCUCUGUUGGUGUCCAGGAUCUAUAAGUGUCUCUGGCUGGGUGCGCGGCUUGCAAAGUUCAACCGUUGGUUCAUAUAUAACCCGAUGGAGCGCGAGUUCUCCGUGACACCUUUCGCUGUGGAACUAGAGCAACGUGUCCAGCUGCAUAAUCCAUUCACCACUAAGCAGGCUGAUGGCACUCCGAGACCUGAUGUUCAAAUGCAGGGCUCGUGA
Messenger RNA from Aspergillus terreus NIH2624, 2373 nucleotides. RefSeq lists its product as uncharacterized. Gene Ontology annotation, cellular component: telomerase holoenzyme complex. The transcript is spliced from 3 exons. NCBI's taxonomy places the organism in Eukaryota, Fungi, Ascomycota, Eurotiomycetes, Eurotiales, Aspergillaceae. The coding region runs from base 1 to 2373 and encodes 790 amino acids. The record is from RefSeq and is a predicted model, not a curated record. Gene Ontology annotation, biological process: nuclear-transcribed mRNA catabolic process, nonsense-mediated decay. Gene Ontology annotation, molecular function: protein binding; telomerase RNA binding; telomeric repeat DNA binding.